AUGAGGGUGCAUGAGGGGAAUCUGAUGCCCUCAGAAUGGACAUUCUACCCCAGUGCUUAAUAUAGACCCUAGGUUUACAUACACACCAAUAAUCGAGGAGGCUACUUUAGUACAGGAGAAUCACCAUGGUUAUCCACCAUCACAUGGAACAACCAUUGGACAUCAUCACAUCGUCCUUUUGAACGCAUAAUGCCACCUGACCAGAUAUCCAAACAUGGGCCUGUAGUGUUCCGUUCAAAAAUGAAUUGAUUAAACUCAAAACAAUGCUUUUGUAGCGGCCUCAUCUCCCACCAAUGAAAUGUAUACAUGUAUACAAAUACAUGUUUCAUGCGAUGCUCUCAGCUCAGCAGUUCUAUCAAGCAUGAUGAACAUGCAUGUGUAGAAAAGCUUAACAGUGUUGACAUGUCAAUUCAACAGUGGAGGGUGUAAUCAAAUUGAGCUGAAUAGACCAUGUUUAGGGCAUGCAUGAUCAAAGUGAGCAGAAAGACCCGUGUGUGUGUCAGAGAGAGUACUCUCUCUCUCUCUCUCUCUCUCUCUCUCUCUCUAUGUGUGUGUGUGUGUGUGUGUGUGUGUGUGUGUGUGUGUGUGUGUGUGUGUGUGUGUGUGUGUGAGAGUGUGCAGUAGAAGUCCACUGUACAGCACAGUGAGUUUUUAGACGUGGGGUAAAACAAGUCAGACAGUAAGCACUGUGUACUCCAUCCUUUCUUCCCUUGCUCCAGGCCAAAUCCAGCCACUUGUCAUGUUCGGAGUGCAUUUCCCUUCAACUGGUCAGGGGCUCUUCAAUAAAAUAGAACACACGUCCAUUUAUUUCCUGUAAGUUUUUGUCAGUGAAUGUUCUGAAAACAAAUUGCGGAUAAUAUGGCUCACUACAAGAAUAGGCUACACACGAGACAUAGAUUGACAUGCCAUAUUAGUGAGAUUGGACUUUAAGUGGAUGGAGAGACUGGUGUGAUGUAGAAAAGCACAUUGUUGUGUCUCUGUCACCUCAUGAAGACAACCUUUCACCCUCAGGGACGAUUAGAUGGACAGUUAUAAUCCCCCCAAAAUCAAUUUAGAUCAAUGUUGGAAACUCAUCACGACAUAGAGUAACCCAGAUCACAAGUGUAAAGUACUAUAUCUGAAGGAAACUUAGUUAUGAAUAACUUCUGUUCCCUGAAGUAGGGAACGGGGUAUAACAUACUAUGGGGCGUCAACGACCAAUCAUAUUCACCUGAAGAAAACUACAAAAACACCCAAUGGAUUCCGAGCCCGCCCUCGGAAGCCCUGUCUUCCUGGCCAAACCCCUUGAUGGCGUGGGGCCAAAAUGUGUUAUACCUCGUUCCCUUCAGGGAACAGUAGUUAUAUUCAUAACUGUAUGUUCCCUUUCAGUUGGUCACUCAGUAUAACAUACUAUGUGGACAUACAAUCACGCCCCAUGCUGGCUUAGAGGGUACCAAACUAGGAGGCCUUGGCAGCCCAAGCACACACAGGUUCCACCGGCUCCAAAAAGGGGUUACAGAAGCCACCUUUUUCCCUGAUACUUACCCAAGAAGCCUGAACUGUCAGAGCCCCAUAUAGGGAACCAGAACCUGCUGCAACAUGGCUAGGCACACUAUCAAGCUGCCAAUAGACCCCACUGUUCCAAGAACAUUACUUACCUUGCAAGCCUGAAAUGUCAGAACUCGUACAAGGAACCGCAACUCCAAAAUAACAGAACUCCUGUCAUGACUUGGUGAAGUGCACGGCAGCCUGAGGCUCAAACCCACAGGAAACCUGCAGUAACCUGGAAACGGUGUACUCGCGCGCUGCCACGGCAGCCCAAGGCUCAAACCCCCAGGAAACUGUGGUAACCCAGAUAAAUCCACAACCUGCAUGCUGCCUAACACCCACUCCCGGAACCAGCCAUAAGAACACUAUGAGACACAUUGGGAGCAGUUACAUCCAAGCGAUAAAACCUCACAAAGGUAUGUGGGGAACCCCAACUCGCUGCCGCACAGAUAUUAUCAAUCGUCUUGCCCCUGAACAGGUUUAUACACACACCAUACACACCUAGGAUUACAUACACACCAAUAAUCAAGGAGAGCUACUUUAAUACAGGAGAAUCACCAUGGUUAUCCACCAUCACAUGGAACAACCAUUGGACAUAAUCACAUCCUCCUUUUGAACGCAUAACACCACCUGACCAGAUAUCCAAACAUGGGCCCUUUUGAGGGAUUGUGUGUAAUUAGUUUUAUUAACAUAUUUGGCAUUAGCUAAAGCUGUGAAAGAAAACACAAUAAAAUGUAUAGUAUUUUGCUCCAACUACAUGUUCAGAAUAUUUAUUAUCUUCAUGUGAGACUUAGGUUUUAGUGUUGUAAUGUUCCGUAAAAAAAAACUUGAUGAAACUCAAAACAAUGCUUGUUUAGAAGCCUCAUCUCCCACCAAUGAAAUGUAUACAUACAGUGGGGAGAAUAAGUAUUUGAUACACUGCCGAUUUUGCAGGUUUUCCUACUUACAAAGCAUGUAGAGGUCUGUAAUUUUUAUCAUAGGUACACUUCAACUGUGAGAAACGGAAUCUAAAACAAAAAUCCAGAAAAUCACAUUGUAUGAUUUUUAAGUAAUUAAUAUGCAUUUUAUUGCAUGACAUAAGUAUUUGAUCACCUACCAACCAGUAAGAAUUCCGGCUCUCACAGACCUGUUAGUUUUUCUUUAAGAAGCCCUCCUGUUCUCCACUCAUUACCUGUAUUAACUGCACCUGUUUGAACUCGUUACCUGUAUAAAAGACACCUGUCCACACACUCAAUCAAACAGACUCCAACCUCUCCACAAUGGCCAAGACCAGAGAGCUGUGUAAGGACAUCAGGGAUACAAUUGUAGACCUGCACAAGGCUGGGAUUGACUACAGGACAAUAGGCAAGCAGCUUGGUGAGAAGGCAACAACUGUUGGCGCAACUAUUAGAAAAUGGAAGAAGUUCAAGAUGACGGUCAAUCACCCUCGGUCUGGGGCUCCAUGCAAGAUCUCACCUCGUGGGGCAUCAAUGAUCAUGAGGAAGGUGAGGGAUCAGCCCAGAACUACACGGCAGGACCUGGUCAAUGACCUGAAGAGAGCUGGGACCACAGUCUCAAAGAAAACCAUUAGUAACACACUACGCCGUCAUGGAUUAAAAUCCUGCAGUGCACGCAAGGUCCCCCUGCUCAAGCCAGCGCAUGUCCAGGCCCGUCUGAAGUUUGCCAAUGACCAUCUGGAUGAUCCAGAGGAGGAAUGGGAGAAGGUCAUGUGGUCUGAUGAGACAAAAAUAGAGCUUUUUGGUCUAAACUCCACUCGCCGUGUUUGGAGGAAGAAGAAGGAUGAGUACAACCCCAAGAACACCAUCCCAACCGUGAAGCAUGGAGGUGGAAACAUCAUUCUUUGGGGAUGCUUUUCUGCAAAGGGGACAGGACGACUGCACCAUAUUGAGGGGAGGAUGGAUGUGGCCAUGUAUAGAAAGAUCUUGGCCAACAACCUCCUUCCCUCAGUAAGAGCAUUGAAGAUGGGUCGUGGCUGGGUCUUCCAGCAUGACAACGACCCGAAACACACAGCCAGGGCAACUAAGGAGUGGCUCCGUAAGAAGCAUCUCAAGGGCCUGGAGUGGCCUAGCCAGUCUCCAGACCUGAACCCAAUAGAAAAUCUUUGGAGUGAGCUGAAAGUCCGUAUUGCCCAGCGACAGCCCCGAAACCUGAAGGAUCUGGAGAAGUUCUGUAUGGAGGAGUGGGCCAAAAUCCCUGCUGCAGUGUGUGCAAACCUGGUCAAGACCUACAGGAAACGUAUGAUCUCUGUAAUUGCAAACAAAGGUUUCUGUACCAAAUAUUAAGUUCUGCUUUUCUGAUGUAUCAAAUACUUAUGUCAUGCAAUAAAAUGCAAAUGAAUUACUUAAAAAUCAUACAAUGUGAUUUUCUGGAUUUUUUUUUUUUUUAGAUUCCGUCUCUCACAGUUGAAGUGUACCUUUGAUAAGAAUUACAGACCUCUACAUGCUUUGUAAGUAGGAAAACCUGCAAAAUCGGCAGUGUAUCAAAUACUUGUUCUCCCCACUGUAUAUACAAAUACGUUUCAUGCGAUGCUUUCAACUCAGCUGUUCUCACAAGCAUGAUGAACAUGCGUGUGUAGAAAAGUUUAACAAUGCUAACAUGUCAGUUCAACAAAAGGUGUAAGCAAAUUGAGCUGAAUAGACUAUGUUCAGGGCAAGUAUGAUCAAAGUGAGUGGAAAGACCGGUGUUUGUGUGUGUGUGUGUGUGUGUGUGUGUGUGUGUGUGUGUGUGUGUGUGUGUGUAAGAGCAAGUACUGUGAGCAGUGGUUGAUAAAGUACCCAGUUGGGCCUCCCAAGUGGCGCAGAGGUCUAAGGCGUCACUACAGACCCGGGGUUGAUCCCGGGCUGUAUCACAACCGGCCGUGAUCGGGAGUCCCAUAGGGUGGCGCACAAUUGGCCCAGCGUCGUCCGGGUUAGGGGAGGGUUCGGCCGGGGGGGCUUUACUUGGCUCAUCGCACUCUAGUGACUCCUUGUGGCGGGCCAGGUGCCUGCAGGCUAACCUCUGUCGUCAGGUGAACGGUGUUUCCUCGACACAUUGGUGCGGCUGGCUUCAGGGUUAAGCAGUGCGGUUUAGCGGGUCAUGUUUCAGAGGAUGCAUGACUCGACCUUCACCUCCCGAGUCCGUUGGGGAGUUGCAGCGAUGAGACAAGAUUGAAAUUGGGGAGAAAAAGGGGGUAAAAUAUGACAAAAACAAUAAAACAAACAAAUAUAAUAAUAAAAGUACCCAGUUGUCAUACUUGAGUGAAAGUAAAGAUACCUUAAUAGAAAAUGACUAAAGUAUAAGUGAAGGUAACCCAAUAAAAAAUUACUUAAGUAAAAGUCUAAAAGUAUUUGGUUUUAAAUAUACUUAAGUAUCAAAAGUAAAUAUAAAAGUAUAAAUAAUUUAAAAAUUGCUAAUAUUAAGCAAACCAGACGGCACAAUUUUAUUGUUUUUUAUUUAUUUACGGAUAGCCAGCGACACACUCCAACACUCAGACAUCAUUUACAAACGAAGCAUUUGUGUUUAGUGAGUCCGCCAGGUCAGAGGCAGUAGGGAUGACCAGGGAUGUUCUCUUGGUAAGUGGUGAAUUGGACCAUUUCCCUGUCCUGCUAAGCAUUCAAAAUGUAACGAAUACUUUUGGGUGUCAGGGAAAAUGCAUGGAGUAAAAAGUACAUUUAUUUUCUUUAGGAAUGUAGUGAAGUAAAAAUUGUCCAAAAUAUAAAUAGUAAAGUACAGAUACCCAAAAAACUACUUAAGUAGUACUUAAGUAUUUUUACUUAAGUACAUUACACCACUGUGUGUGUGUAUGGGUGUGCAGUUGAAGUCCACUGUAUAGCACAGUGAGUUUUUAAAAGUGGGGUAAAACAGCUCUGACAUAGAGCUCUGACAUACAGACAAUACAAAGAUAUUUUAUACCCCCUCUCAGUCUACAUGACAAACAGCAGAUGUGUGGAAUGAGUCAGAAGGUUAGGAUUUGUAUGAAAGAAAAUAAUAAUUCACAGCAGACAGUAUCUGCUAUGAAGACUUCUCAUUGUAUGGAAACCAGGGUUUGGCCCCCAAGACAAGGUUCUUAUCAACUAUUCAUAACAGAUCUCGUCCCUGGUACCUUACAGACACCAAUUAUGUCUAUGAAAAUGCAGGCUCAGUCAGACCGGAGACAUCUCCCUCUUACACACCAUUAAUCAUGAAAUGGAAUGUGGCUGUUGGUUUGAUCACCUAGCCAUUCAUAAAUCAAUUGUCAGCUUCAGAUACCCCUAUCUUGAGUAAAACCCAUCUCCUUGACCACACGCCUAGACUAGCUGCAGGGAGCUGGAGUAGAAACCAUCCCUUUACAAAAACACAGCGUUAGUGGGACAGAAAUGUCUUACUAUUUGUUAAACAAAGCAGGUAAACAUGUUACAUGUUAAUUUUUCUCUCACACUAGAGAUGGGCAAAGAUAAAUCAAAAUGUAUCUUAUAAAAUACCGUAAAGAAUGCAUAAAAAUAAAAUACUACAUACUGUUGUCAACAAUAAAAAAUGUAAAUACAGAAAAUACAUUUCAAGUAGGCAAAGAAAUAAAGUAAAAACAAUAGACAGACUAUUUAAGUCAAAAACCUCUGCAGUUGUAAAUCGAACAAAUACAUGUGUGAACAAAUUUUUUUCCAUUUCAACUUAUUUUAGAAAUAUGCCCUAUAUCAUUUUCUAUCAGGACUGUUGAAAAGUAUUUCGAAAAUACAACAUACAGUUCUCUAGAGUAUAUUGUUACAAAAUACACUGGACUGUAGUUCAGGCCAGUGAAAGAAAAAUGACAAAAUACUCAAGAUAUUUAAAUACGUAUUUCAAAUACAUGUAACAUAAAUACUCCCCAUCUCUGAUUAGUAUGACCCCACACCUUCUCCAAGAUGAUCUCCCUUUCUCCUCAGAUUCACGAUAAUUUUUUUAUGACGUUGGCUCAGAGGGCUCAGGCUGACGAAAGAUCCCCACAGGCUCUUUUCAUGUGACUCCAUCUCCUCUCAACCAAGUAAUAUUACAAAAGAUCAUAAUGCAACUAACGAUCCAUGGCCUGAAUAGGCAUAGGCACCUUCUCUCCCCUUCCCUGAAUGGAACAGAGAGUUUAACCUUAUUUGUCCAUCAGAGCCAAAGCCCACAGAAAUGUGCAUGUCAGGAUGUCCAUUGUGCAUGUCAUGAGUCCAUCGUGUCAACUGUCUUUGCGGGGCUUUACACACUAGUGUAAUAAUGAUAUUAUUUGCAAAGGGGGGCGGCUGGGGAAAUGGUGACGUAGUGUGGCUGUACACAUGUCAGAUCCAGGGUUGGGACAGGGACCAGGUAGACUUUGUUUGUUGGGGCUUUAGAUUCCCAGAGAGUUAGCUCUAAGCAACCACAUCAUUGUAGAUUGACCUUAAUCUGUUUAUUGAAAUCCCACUGCUAAAUUAUAGACUCCCCCCUGUUCUUCUGCUCCCUUUGUCCCUCCCUCAUGCAGACACACACACACACACACACACAGUCAUGACUUAGUCUCUCUGCACUGGUCCAAUCGCUGCUCAGUGUUGUCUGUGAGUACAGUGCUCUCCUUUUAAAUCCCCCUCUCUGUGGUGAAUCAGGACUCACAGCGCAGCCCUCCGGUGAUACAGGAAGUGGUAGAGAAGUCUACUGGAACCUACAGUAGGUACUCCUGCACUCUUCUUUUUCCCACUCUCUCCCCCUCCUCAAAUAUUAUAUGUUGUCCCCAUCACCCGUUUCCCUGGGUCGACUCUCGACUUAUGUGUGUCUUUCGUUGUCCUUGCAUCCUCUAACAUAACUCAACUUUGUACUUUGCUUCUUUGACCUACAGUGUGGCAUAUGUGGUUCACAGUGCAGUUAGUUUCACUUGAAGCGGCUCUGCCUAGUGAUUGUCAUGCACAUUGAAGAAAGAACACAUGGGCAGAGCAUGUUUGGGACAUGCUAAACAAAGUACGAUUGGUGCAAGUGAAUUGUGAAAUGCAUUGGCAAGUUAGUGCAUGGCAAAAUGACCUAGGCUUUUAGCCUUCUAAGCUGGUAGACUGACUCUCAUGACGGACUUUACAUGAUGGUAUUAACAUUUAAGCUGACAUAACCAUCACUUCCAUUUUUGCUGGGUUGACAACAUUCCCAUUUAUGUCAGUCAUUUGUCUCCUGUGAGAGUGAAGACGUUGUAAAUAAAUCAUUAGACCAGGGAUUGCGUGUUGACCUUUAAAUGUUGUUCUCAGAAUUAUUCUGGCACAUCUCUAUGUCUUAAGAUGUUUGGAAUUAGAAGCAUGACUUUGCAUACAGAAUGUAAACAAACAAGACCAAUAGGUCACAAAUGCUAGUUGUCUUACUCAUUGAUGUUGCGAUACAAUACGGGGUAAUGAGGAUAGCUAGUUCAACUACAACCACAUAUAGAUAUCUAGUUAUUUCGGGCUCAGUCUUUACUAAGAAAACAAAAAGGGGAACUACAAGCACUCCAAUCUCUUCAACGGCCUUCCUUUAUUCUCUGAAAAAUCUUGGAACUUUAAUUAAAUAUACAUAUUAAGAGGUUUAUGGAGAUUUUUUGGAUUUUUUACAACCAAUUCUAAAUUUGAUGUCAAUGGCAUGUUUUUGAGAAACUUACCCUCAACCAGCGAUACAUUUUAAAAACUAAAAAAAACAUGAACAAAGGCUCCAAAAACACCCAAAUACUUCCUUUUUAGAAACGGAAAAGCUCUUAGUAUAGUGAUGCAAGUCUUUACAUGUUGUUCACAUGAAACUGUGUCAAUCUGAACAUUAUCCGCAACGUUAUAUUCCAUUUUGUUGCGACUCGAGCGAUACCUCUCCGUCCAGUCUACAGGUAACUGCCAAAAUAAAGGAAACACUUGAGUAAAUGAGGGAUUCAAAGUAUAUUGAAAGCAUAUGCAUCCACACGGGAAGUCAAAUCUAUGCCAAGGUGCAUUGAAGCUGUUCUGGUGGCUCAAUGCCCUAUUAAGACACUAUAUGUUGGUGUGUCCUUUAUUUUGGCAGUUACUUGUAGCAGCAGUUUACACAGAGGAUGGAACAGCUGGAUAGGGGAAACGGCUCGCGUAGCACAAAAUUGAAUAUAAUGUUGCAGAUAAAGUUUGGAAUGACACAACUUCAUGUGUACAACAUCUAAAGACCUGCAUCACUAUACUCAGAGCAUUUCCAUUUCUAAAAUGACGUAUUUGGGUGUUUUUGGAGCAUUUGUUAAUGUUUUUCAGAGCCUCCGUACAUGAGGAAAUGAAUCGCUGGUUAGGGUAAAUUCCUCAAAAACAAGUGAAAGCAACAAAAAAAAAGUGUCUGGAUCCCUCAUUUACUCAAUUGUUACCUUUAUUUUGGCAGUUACCUGUAGACUGGAUGGAGAGGUAUCGCUCGAGUCGCAACAAAAAUAUACAUUUGGUUGUAAAAAGCAAACUUCUCCUUUUAAAGGUUGCUUAAAAAUUAUUGAUCCUAGUCUAAAUUGCAUCUUAGUUCUUGUUCUUCCCUGUGAUCCCUAUUGGAAGAAAUAGUAUCUGGAACACAACACUUGAGUGGAGACAGAUGAUGAAUCUCUGUGGUAAGAGAUCACUUAAGUGCUGCUAUGCAUUCGUGAAUAACUAUGACGUUCAUGAUGUUUUAUAGAUAUGUUCCAUCAUCCUUCAUAGAGGCCUCCUCUGUGUGACGAUGUGAGUUGAUCUUUUCUAUUCUCUCUUUGAACAUGAUAUCUAAACCAUCUGGAUAUUGGAUUUUGGAUAUCAUCCAAUCCAUAUCGGAUAUUGCCUUGGAUAUUAUCUUCCAUAAUAAAAUAAUUUUCCACUGUAAGAAAUGUCCUUGUUUAGAACUUUCGCUUUGACACCAUGGCUGUACCUGAGCCUUAGAUUAUGUUUUGUUAUCGUUACUGAUAAUUGGUGAGGUGAGGGAGAUAUCAGACCUACUGAUCAUUAAAAGAAGAAUUGAACGGUGAACUCUCACCCUGCCUCCACUUCAGUGACAACGUCCGCAGACAACUCUUCCAUCCAAACGCGACAGGGUACAUAACCUCUGGUUGCUUUUAAAGUAAGUUAAGGAGUCAGUAAAAGUGUAAGGUCUUAAGGCCCUUCGUGGUAUGCAUGGUGAUUGGUCAAUCCACAUAUAGCGCAUGAAUGGAUGGAAUGACACCUUCAGAACUCUCCCUGGAACCUAAACUGGUUAUUAUCUCUGCUGAAAGGAGUUGCUAUGAAGAUCCAGUGUCCUAUUCUUAAUGGGUUUCUGAAUGCUGUGGAGUUCCACCAGAGCUUUAUGUGGAACCCAGAUGUUUGUUCACUGUGAUAUACGUUUUGGUGGACAGUUCAUCUUUAGUUUCCUAAGUGGAACACACUUUUGGCACACACUUCAGGACAGUUAAACACCUGAUACCACCAACUGUAAUCAUUUGUCUGGUGAAUAGUAUUUGGAUAAACAAAAAGAACAAUAACUCAAAGCUGGAGGCAGCUGGUCAUUUGAUGUGUGUGUGAUCAUCAUGCAAAACAACACAGCCGCCUGUAUGUUAUUUACUUCAACAUGUAUUGUCCCUGUCAGGACACCAUACCUGGUGGCCUUGGGGUGCCCUUACCUGCUUGUUUUCCCCAGGGUUUAAUAGCACACUGAAAUAGAACUGGGAUGACAUAAUCAAAGACAUGGUUGUUAUUUAGCUGGGAUCUCCUCUCGUGUUGUGUCAGGAAACAGAAGCCUGUCAGUUAGGCUCCCCAGCCUGCCAGUGAAUGCUUGACUCUUUUCCCAUUGCCUUGUUAGAGAGUAUUAAUUGCAAUGCCUAACAGUGAUCGCUAUUGAUGAACCUCAAGUCUUAAUUUGCUGCUUCCUUCUGUCUGUUUCAAUGGGUUUCUCAUUGGCCUCUAGGGACAGACAGAGCUCAUUGUGAGCCAAUCAAAGUAAUUUGUGACUGGGCCUGUGUCUCUGAGGUCACAGUAGCUCAGGGCCUUAGACACAUCCUUACCAUUGAGAGACAUUAGGCAGGUUUCCAUUAACCCAGGUCUAUUCGACAAAAGCAAAAGCAAUCAUUGGAAACGACAGAUAUAGGACACAUUUUCUAAAGAUCUACAACGUUUUUAUCAAUUCGAAAGGGGUGGAUUUCUUGUCUAACUUUCUUUAUUGCGACAAAUUAUGAUGGUAACUGUUUUAAAAUAAAUAACGAUUGCUGAAUACCUUUGAAGGUACGCUGGGCACGUGAUGUCAUCACGUAAUUAUAAGCUCCACUCUACAUUUCAUUCUAAAUGCCUACAGCUUUCAAAAUACAAAUGUUUAACUAUAAAAAAUAUAUAUUUGCAAGAUGAGGAUUGACCUGACUUUCAAGGAUCCCUGAAUUGCUUCGUCUUGCUUUUCUGGUUGGCUGGCUAGUUUCACCAUCCAAUGAUUUCAGAUCUACAGGAGUGAAAGUUUCAUCAUGGCACGGACUAGCCUAGGCAGCCGUUGGCACAAGAUAAUUAUUAGAAUAUGGCAAAUAUUAGUCAAUUUUUGCAUUCUAUCCAUGCGGGCUACCUGAGACAUGAAACAAAUAUGUGGGAGGGCAUACAGGCAAACAAAAAUAUGAAUGCAACAUGCAACAAUUUCAAAGAUUUUACUGAGUUACAGUUCAUAUAAGGAAAUCAAAAAAUAAUAAAAUUAGGCUCUGAUCUAUGUAUUUCACAUGACUGGGAAUACAGAUAUGCAUCUGUUGGUCACAGAUACCUUUAAAAGAAAGUAGGGGUGUGGAUCAGAAAACCAGUCAGUAUUUGGUGUGACCAGCAUUUGCCUCAUGCAGCACGACACAUCUUCAUAUAGAGUUGAUCAGGCUGUUGAGUGUGGCCUGUGGAAUGUUGUCCCACUCUGCUUCAAUGGCUGUGUGAAGGUGCUAGAUAAUGGCGGGAAAUGGAACACGCUGUCGUACACGAAGAUCCAGAGGAUUUCAAACAUGAUCAAUCAAUGGGUGACAUGUCUGGUGAGUAUGCAGGCCAUGGAAGAACAUGGAAAUGUUCAGCUUCCAGGAAUUGUGCACAGAUCCUUGCGACAUGGGACCGUACAUUAUCAUGCUGAGACAUGAGGUGAUGGCGGAGGAUGAAUGUCACGACAGUGGGCCUCAGCAUCUCGUCACGGUAUCUCUGUGUAUUCAAAUUGCCAUCGAUAAAAUGUAAUUGUGUUCGUUGUCCGUAGCUUAUACCUGCCCAUACCAUUACCUCAACGCCACCACCUCCCGGUACAGUUGAAACCGGGAUUAAUCGGUGAAGAGCACACUUCAAUAGCAUGCCAGUGGCCAUUGAAGGUGAGCAUUUGCCCACUGAAGUCGGUUACGACACCAAACUGCAGUCAGGUCAAGACCCUGGUGAGGACGACGAGCAUGCAAAUGAGCUUCCCUGACAACACUACACAACUUUUCAACCAAGUUUUCCCUGAUCGCUCUUCCUGAUAGGAGGUGUAGUGGAGGUGGUUCCUCCUGGUUCCUCUCUCUUAUCAGUGGCAGAUGGGAGGAACAGAAUGAUGAACGUGUCCCCUCCUGAUGGAUCGAGCCUGUCCCCGUGGAGACUGGGGGCGCGGGGACAAGGAACAGCUAAAUGAUUGGUCCAUCACUGGGUGCAGUUGUCCCGUCUGGCUGGUCCAGCCAUAUGUUAGAGCAGGGUGGGCCAACUCAGACUUAGCUGAUAAAUGGAUGUGCGUUUUAAGCCAGGCAAGGAGAAGAGGUGUGAAGAAGACCCAAAACACCAAUAAGUACGUGGAGUGAAAACAAACCUGGCCGUGUCCUCCGAACGUUCCUCCAAAUAACAACAGAAACACUCUUGUCUGGUGAAUGAUUUAGCUAGUUCAAAGCACAUUUGCAAGAAACAGAAAAACAAAGCCACUGCAAAAAUAUUUUCUUAUCAUAUUGUAUAUGGUCAUGAAAUCCCAUAGAUGUUUUAUUGCACCUUUAAAUUGUUCAGGGAACAUAAUUGGUUAAAGAACAUUGUGAUAAAUAAAAAACUAUACCAGUUUCAUUUAAGGACCAAAGGAUUGACAGCCUUCCCAUAUAGAUUGCAAAAUAGUUGGGAAGAUAUUUUUGACGUACUGAUUCCAUGGCAUAGUGUUUAUGAACUGAUACGCAAAACGACGCCAGAUUCAAAACUUUAAUAACAAUUUAAAUUAUUAUACAAAAUUCUAUUUAUAUUGGGAAUGCAAUCUUCCCAGCUCUGCAGUUUUGCUGCGAAGAGACAGAAUCAUUAGAUCAUUUGUUUUGGUACUGUCCAUUUGUACCUUGAUUUUGGUCACAGGUACAGGAAUGGCUAAAGGAUUGCAAUAUUUAUCUGGAGCUAACCCUGCAGAUAGCACUACUGGGUGAUCUGAAAAGUCAUAGUCAAUAAUAUAGUAAUACUUUUAGCAAAAAUGUUUAUUUUCAAAUAACAAUCUGUAGAAACAAUGAGAAUAGAAGGGUUCAGAACUUUAGUGAAACAUCACAGUACAGUUGAAAAAUAUAUGGCAAAUAGAAAUCCAAUAUGGAUGGUGUUAAGAGAUAGAUGGGAGGUGUUAAAUGGAGCUGAAGGAUGGGACUAAUAACAACUAACAACAACUAAUAACAACAAGAUAACUAAUGUAAAGCAUACGGUGUCCAUAAUAAGUAUAUAGGUUAUAGGUUGAGAGCUUUUGUGAAAGAGCACAGUUAGAAAGAUAAGGCAAAUAGAAGCAAACUGGAUGGACAUGAUGAAAAUGAUCGGAGAGGUUGAGGGUAGAGGAAGUUCAGGAGUAAAAACAAACAAAAUAUAAUUAUUGUAAAAUUGACUGUGUCCAUAAAAUUCUAUAAGUAUGUAUAAUCUGGAAGUAGAGGCCUAAGCGUUGUUGUUCACUAGUUUACUCCAAUUAGUGAAGGGGUGGUGGGUUUGAAAAGUAAUAAAGGGAAAAACAUUUUUUUAAAGGAUAUGUAUAUAUAAGUUAUGUAUGUAUAUGUAUUUAUAUGUAUGUAUGUGUAUGUAUGUAUAUGUAUGUAUGUAUGUAUGUAUAUGUAUGUAUGUAUGUAUGUAUAUGUAUGUAUGUAUGUAUGUAUGUAUGUAUGUAUGUAUGUAUAUAUACAGUGGGGGAAAAAAGUAUUUAGUCAGCCACCAAUUGUGCAAGUUCUCCCACUUAAAAAGAUGAGAGAGGCCUGUAAUUUUCAUCAUAGUCACUAUGACAGACAAAAUGAGGAAAAAAUAUCCAGAAAAUCACAUUUAUUGAUUUUUAAUGAAUUUAUUUGCAAAUUAUGGUGGAAAAUAAGUAUUUGGUCAAUAACAAAAGUUUCUCAAUACUUUGUUAUAUACCCUUUGUUGGCAAUGACACAGGUUCAAACGUUUUCUGUAAGUCUUCACAAGGUUUUCACACACUGUUGCUGGUAUUUUGGCCCAUUCCUCCAUGCAGAUCUCCUCUAGAGCAGUGAUGUUUUGGGGCUGUCGCUGGGCAACACGGACUUUCAACUCCCUCCAAAGAUUUUCUAUGGGGUUGAGAUCUGGAGACUGGCUAGGCCACUCCAGGACCUUGAAAUGCUUCUUACGAAGCCACUCCUUCGUUGCCCGGGCGGUGUGUUUGGGAUCAUUGUCAUGCUGAAAGACCCAGCCACGUUUCAUCUUCAAUGCCCUUGCUGAUGGAAGGAGGUUUUCACUCAAAAUCUCACGAUACAUGGCCCCAUUCAUUCUUUCCUUUACACGGAUCAGUCGUCCUGGUCCCUUUGCAGAAAAACAGCCCCAAAGCAUGAUGUUUCCAACCCCAUGCUUCACAGUAGGUAUGGUGUUCUUUGGAUGCAACUCAGCAUUCUUUGUCCUCCAAACACGACGAGUUGAGUUUUUACCAAAAAGUUCUAUUUUGGUUUCAUCUGACCAUAUGACAUUCUCCCAAUCCUCUUCUGGAUCAUCCAAAUGCACUCUAGCAAACUUCAGACGGGCCUGGACAUGUACUGGCUUAAGCAGGGGGACACGUCUGGCACUGCAGGAUUUGAGUCCCUGGCAGCGUAGUGUGUUACUGAUGGUAGGCUUUGUUACUUUGGUCCCAGCUCUCUGCAGGUCAUUCACUAGGUCCCACCGUGUGGUUCUGGGAUUUUUGCUCACCGUUCUUGUGAUCAUUUUGACCCCACGGGGUGAGAUCCAGAAAAUCACAUUGUAGGAUUUUUAAUGAAUUUAUUUGCAAAUUAUGGUGGAAAAUAAGUAUUUGGUCACCUACAAACAAGCAAGAUUUCUGGCUCUCACAGACCUGUAACUUCUUCUUUAAGAGGCUCCUCUGUCCUCCACUCGUUACCUGUAUUAAUGGCACCUGUUUGAACUUGUUAUCAGUAUAAAAGACACCUGUCCACAACCUCAAACAGUCACACUCCAAACUCCACUAUGGCCAAGACCAAAGAGCUGUCAAAGGACACCAGAAACAAAAUUGUAGACCUGCACCAGGCUGGGAAGACUGAAUCUGCAAUAGGUAAGCAGCUUGGUUUGAAGAAAUCAACUGUGGGAGCAAUUAUUAGGAAAAGGAAGACAUAAAAGACCACUGAUAAUCUCCCUCGAUCUGGGGCUCCACGCAAGAUCUCACCCCGUGGGGUCAAAAUGAUCACAAGAACGGUGAGCAAAAACCCCAGAACCACACGGGGGGACCUAGUGAAUGACCUGCAGAGAGCUGGGACCAAAGUAACAAAGCCUACCAUCAGUAACACACUACGCCGCCAGGGACUCAAAUCCUGCAGUGCCAGACGUGUCCACCUGCUUAAGCCAGUACAUGUCCAGGCCCGUCUGAAGUUUGCUAGAGUGCAUUUGGAUGAUCCAGAAGAGGAUUGGGAGAAUGUCAUAUGGUCAGAUGAAACCAAAAUAUAACUUUUUGGUAAAAACUCAACUCGUCGUGUUUGGAGGACAAAGAAUGCUGAGUUGCAUCCAAAGAACACCAUACCUACUGUGAAGCAUGGGGUUGGAAACAUCAUGCUUUGGGGCUGUUUUUCUGCAAAGGGACCAGGACGACUGCUCCGUGUAAAGGAAAGAAUGAAUGGGGCCAUGUAUCGUGAGAUUUUGAGUGAAAACCUCCUUCCAUCAGCAAGGGCAUUGAAGAUGAAACGUGGCUGGGUCUUUCAGCAUGACAAUGAUCCCAAACACACCGCCCGGGCAACGAAGGAGUGGCUUCGUAAGAAGCAUUUCAAGGUCCUGGAGUGGCCUAGCCAGUCUCCAGAUCUCAACCCCAUAGAAAAUCUUUGGAGGGAGUUGAAAGUCCGUGUUGCCCAGCGACAGCCCCAAAACAUCACUGCUCUAGAGGAGAUCUGCAUGGAGGAAUGGGCUAAAAUACCAGCAACAGUGUGUGAAAACCUUGUGAAGACUUACAGAAAACGUUUGACCUGUGUCAUUGCCAACAAAGGAUAUAUAACAAAGUAUUGAGAAACUUUUGUUAUUGACCAAAUACUUAUUUUCCACCAUAAUUUGCAAAUCAAUUAAUAAAAAAUCCUACAAUGUGAUUUUCUCAUUUUGUCUGUCAUAGUUGACGUGUACCUAUGAUGAAAAUUACAGGCCUCUCUCAUCUUUUUAAGUAGGAGAACUUGCACAAUUGGUGGCUGACUAAAUACUUUUUUUCCCCACUGUAGGUCAUGCAGCUGUGAUUGUCAGAAUAGGACACAGGGUAGUAACGCCACAAUGACUAACCAGAUGCUCUGGAUUGUUCUUGUUCCCCCGUCUGCCCUCACAGCACUGAGGGUAUUUCCGUUCACCAUUUUAUCAACCUUAUGAUACCUGUUACCCUCCAGAUGCUAUUUUUGGACACAGGGUUACAGAGCUACUGCACAGAGCUACUGUACAUAAAGUCAAUCUCUAAUAUGCAAUUAUGCUGGCCUUGAUCCAAGUCAUCUUCUCAUCUCUCUCUUUCUUUUGUCCCUCAGCAUUUUCCGGCUGUGAGUGGGGCCUUCAUGGAUUCCCCGUACAAUGGCAACACGUCCCUCCAGACCUCCACCUCCAACCUCAACGCCAACUUCUCCCGGCCGACUGAAGCGGAAGAGGAGGGCAAGUACUCCAGUGAUGCCAUCUGGCUUUGGGUAGCCGUCAUUGCAACCAUCGGCAACAUAGUAGUGGUAGCAGUGGUUUGCGCCUGUGCCUUCUAAGACCCGUUGGUGACAAGCACACAGCCGAACCUCCCUCUUGCCCCCUCUUUCCUCCACUUUAACCUAUCCCUGUAUUCAUUUUCCUCUUGUAUGUGUCCAUCCAUAAUAUUAAAGCAAAGGCCCUGUUCUGAGGGUCGACAGAAUAUGAUAGUGAAAAUAUAGGGACUGACAAAAUUGAUGUUCUCUAGGACUAUGAAUGAGUUUCUAAGACUAGGAAUGAGAGAGACAAUCCUCUGGAGUUACCAUACUGUAUCUUACCUAAAGCCUAUGUGUUCUUUUUGAAUGAGAAACAGGGAAGUGAGCUGAUGUGGGCUGUGCAUUUUUAUAAUGAACAUUUGUAAAUUAGUUAUGGAAAUCGAUUAUGUAAAGCAGUGAGCCUCCCUUCUGCUUUCCAAUCGGAGGGAUCACCAGAAGUCAGCCUAAAGGAUUAGGGAAGUGUACAGCUGUGAGAUCCCCUCUGCCUAUGAACCUGAACAGAACACCACACCAUAUAUCUUCGUCUGGUUGUUGUCAUGUGCCUGUUUGUCUGAAAUGGGUGUGUUGAUGCUGCUGUCUUGGUCCAGGUCUCUCUUGAAAAAUAGAUUUUUAUCUCAACAAGACUAACCUGGUUAAAUAAGGGUGAUAUAAAUAAACACCCAAUCAGCGGCUCUAAUUGUGGUUGGCCACCAUCUCGGAGACCAGUGGAGAGAUAUGUGACAGAUGGUGGCUGGUAGGGGGGCAGAGUGGACAGCGGAGGGGCCCAGGGCAGACUUGGCAGUGUCCCCAGUACCCAGUGUUCACUCCUGCUGCACCCCUUCACUACCAUUCACCAUUACUGCGCUGUCCUAUCCACAUCAGCCUCUAAGUGCUAGAAAUCUCCCGAAGCACUUUAUAAAACCCAAUAAACUGGGGCGUUUUCUUCCAUUUUAACUGCAGUGUUCAGUGCCCACCUGUUGCAUCUCUGCAGUGUCUGUAGACCUGUGCCAGUUGAACUAUGCAGUGAUGACAUCUCCUGGGCGAAUCAACGUUGUUUCCACAUCAUUUCAAUGAAAAUGACGUUGAACCAACAUGGAAUAGAUGUUGAAUUGACGUCUGUGCCCAGUAGGAUAACUGUGGAUAAUGUUUAUAAGUGAUACAGAUGUAUACAAACACAGUAUCACCCACAAGCCAAAUGAGGGAAUUAAGUUGUCAGCACAAAUCAGAUGUUAUACCACCCCUGCUGACAUUAUCUGAAAUCACGGAACCACCAAUUACAUCGCACUAAAUCAUUGAGCCGCCCACCAUAACCUGACUAUCCCAAAUUACCAGACCGCCACUACAACAGCCCCAAGUUGUUGAGCUAGCAAUCAAACGAUUUCACUCGUCAUAAGAAACCCCAUUGCUGUUAACGUUCGUUUUUUUGUUGUUGUGCUAGGCAGGCAGAAUCUCACAUUCACCUCAGAUUGUCUCUCAGUACACUAGUGUGUUUGGGUGGCAGCAGCCACAGUAGUUAUGUGCUGUCUCCCAUGCACCCAGUGGAGUGGGGCCACAGACUUGUCAAACGGCAGGGCUGUAAUGAGAUGUAAUGCCUCUCUCUCUCUUUCCUAAAGCGAACACUGAUCUCCUCGUUGCGCUGCGGUGAUCAGAGCAGAUCUGAUCCCUGCUGCACUCGGCUGCUCUGAACAAAGAUAGUGCUUCAAGUGAAUUUUUAAAGUGACUUCCUCAUUUAAUCAACACUCAUUGUGAGAGAAAGGAGGAGGAGGAGGAGGAGGAGGAGGAGGAGGAGAGGAGUAGACUAGAGGAGUGACUGCAUGGGAAUUGAUUUAUAACAGCCAACUUCCAUGUCAUCUCUUUGAAUUACUGAACUUUUUUUGAAGAUGAAUGGAACAUUUCAUUUUUUUAUUGAAACCAACGAAGUGGAAUAAAAGGUUUUAAGAUGGAGAGAAUUAGGAUCAAAUGUCUGGCAGAGGCAUCACUUCACACAGCUAAUUGCCCUGAUCUCACUGUACAGUAGAGUUAAUGAAAACAAGAGACAGAUUCAUCAUGGCAUCUCUGAGCGGUCCUUUUUAGGGUCCUUAGAGAGCUUAGCCAGAAGAAACCUGUGGGAACAUUAAUGGGUUGUCUCUUACAAUAAACAACAACAACAACAAAACACUUGUUUUUUAUCGCACAGCAUGGGGUCAUAAGUAUCUGCUGGCAAUAACUCAAGAUGAUGCAUACAAGUUAAUUUUAUACAUCCCCACGAUAUGUAGUUAGUUUAAUACAGUAACUAUUCUGAAGCAACAUUCAUAUGAACUAGGUGAGGAACCCCAGUUAGCUAUAAUAGUAUUUUCUUCUACCCUUGUGUCGACUGUGUGCUUUGACAUGGGACUGGUUAAGGAUCAGGUGCCCACUGUCUACGGCUCGAAUUAUGUGCCUGAACUGACUUACACAACUCCUACCCAUCAACUGCUUAUUGACCAUGGAUGCCCCUUGACCACCAUGGAUGCUGGACCUCCUACAUAUGACAAAACAUCAUCACAGCCUCAAGCCCAGGUACCGUAUGAACCAGUUUGCAAUGUCACUUAGGCGCGUUUCACCGGACACCGAUUAAUAAGGCUACAUAUUUUUUUCAGAUGGAGAUUCUCUAUUGAGCUUACUGUUUAUCCAGGACUAGGCUUAAUCUGUGUCCGGGAAACUGCCCCUUACUGUUUAAGAUUUGUUUUGAAUUACCGCCUCCAGGUAAAAAGUUAAUUGUUGUGCUAUACAGUAUGCAUCUGCCUGUUAAAGGGAAUUGUUUUUUUUAGUAUUUAAUGUACUGUGUUUCUUUAUUUCUAUAAGUCAACAUUACUUCAUACUAAGUCUACAGUAUAUCUUGAGUUGAAAUGUUCCAUUAAGCAUGUAAUUUCCAUAUUCUGUCACGGCCGUCUACGGAAGGAGUGGACCAAAGCGCAGCGUUUGUAGCGAACAUGACUUUAUUAAAGUUAAAGUGCACGAACGAGAAAACAAUAAACAAUGACGGAUAGUGAAGUCCUCAGUACACAGACUGAAACAUGGAACAAAAACCCACAACCCUAAGGUGAACACUGACAGUAUAAAUAUGGCUCCCAAUCAGAGAUAACGAGCCGACAGCUGACACUCGUUACCUCCGAUUGGGAGUCACAUGACGAGACAAGACACUACAACCAAAACCAAACACAACCAAAUGAACACACCCUAUACCCAACACAACCAAAUGAAUACACCCUGGCUCAAACUACGCAGUCCCGGAGCCCGAGCGUGACAGUACCCCCCCCUAAAGGCGCGGACUCCGACCGCGCCUACACCCCAAACUAGGGGAGGGCUGGGUGGGUGUUGCUCCUCGGAGGCGGCUCCGGCUCCGGGCUUGACCACCACCCCACUUCACUCCCCCCGUAGUGCCCCCGGUCCGAUCUGACCCAGCUUGCUGGAUCAGGACCUCCGACGCGCACCCCUGGCUUGGCGCGUGAGGUAGGAAUGGACCGGAACUGGCAGACGAUACGCACCCUUUGCCUGGUGCGUGGAGCCGGAACAGGCCUCACCAGGCUGAAGACUCGCAUCCCUGGCUUGGUGCGAGUAGCAGGAAUGGGCUGGAUCAGGCUGACGGCUCGCACCCUUGGCUUGGUGCGAGUAGCAGGGACGAGCUGAACCAGGCUGACGACUCGCACCCUUGGCUUGGUGCGAGUAGCAGGAACGGGCUGGACCAGGCCGACGACUCGUACCCCUGGCUUGGUGCGAGUAGCAGGAACGGGCUGGACCAGGCUGACGACUCGCACCCUUGGCUUGGUGCGUGGAGGAGGAACGGGCCUUACCAGGCUGACUUCUCGCACCCCUGGCUUGGUGCGUGGAGGAGGAAUGGGCCUUCCCAGGCUGACGACUCGCACCCUUGGCUUGGUGCGAGUGGCCGGAACAGGCCGGACCGGGCUGGCGACGCGCACCAUAGGUUUGGUGCGAGUGGCAGGAACAGGCCGGGUCGGGCUGGCGACGCGCACCGUAGACUUGGUGCGGGUGGCAGGAACAGGCCGGACCGGGCUGGCGACGCGCACCGUAGGUUUGGUGCGAGUGGCAGGAACAGGCCGGGUCGGGCUGGCGACGCACACCGUACACUUGGUGCGGGUGGCAGGAACAGGCCGGACCGGGCUGGCGACGCGCACCGUAGGUUUGGUGCGAGUGGCAGGAACAGGCCGGGUCGGGCUGGCGACGCGCACCGUAGACUUGGUGCGGGUGGCAGGAACAGGCCGGGCUGGGCUGGCGACGCACACCGUAGGUUUAGUGCGUGGAGCAGGAACAGGCCGGGCUGGGCUGGCGACGCACACCGUAGGUUUAGUGCGUGGAGCAGGAACAGGCCGGGCUGGGCUGGCGACGCACACCGUAGGUUUAGUGCGUGGAGCAGGAACAGGCCGGGCUGGGCUGUCGACGCACACCGUAGGCUUUGUGCGUGGAGCAGGAACAGGCCGGGCUGGGCUGGCGACGCACACCGUGGACUUGGUGCGUGGAGUAGGAACAGGCCGGUCCAUACUGGGAACACACACCACUGGCCUUAACCGGGGAUCAGGAACGGGCCGGACCGGACUGGUAACACACCUCAGUCUCUCACGCCGUGCCUCCACUACUUCCCUCCCUCUACUCGCCAAUGGCUCCCGUAAUCCGGUAGCCUUCUCUCCACGUCUCCCUGUGGCAGCCUCCUGCUGCCCAGCCGCCCAAGCCAUGUGCCCCCCCCCAAAAACUUUUUGGGGUUGCCUCUCGUCCUUCCGACGAUGGCCCUGCUGACGCCGUUGCUCCUCUCUCGCCAGGGCCUUGAUCCUCCCCCAAGGUCCCUUGCCCCCGAGCAUGUCCUCCCAGGACCACGAUUUGCCCACCUGGGCCAUCGCCAGCCUCUCGAUCUCCUUACCCGGCGCUUCCUCCCAUGUCCAGUCUCCUUGCUCCUGGACACGCUGCUUGGUCCUUUUUUGGUGGGUUUUUCUGUCACGGCCGUCUACGGAAGGAGUGGACCAAAGCGCAGCGUUUGUAGCGAACAUGACUUUAUUAAAGUUAAAGUGCACGAACGAGAAAACAAUAAACAAUGACGGAUAGUGAAGUCCUCAGUACACAGACUGAAACAUGGAACAAAAACCCACAACCCUAAGGUGAACACUGACAGUAUAAAUAUGGCUCCCAAUCAGAGAUAACGAGCCGACAGCUGACACUAUAUUCGCUCUAAUGGAUUAAUAGUUCAUCUCUUUACGGUGUUAACUGAGAGCAUGUGUAGACUUGUGAUCAUGUAUCCUCUACUGCAUUAUAUGAUAAAUGUCACAUUCAUAAAGAAAUACUACUAUGAUAAUACUCUUGUAGAUCCUGACAGUUACAGCUGUUAAAUGGGGGAGACGUGACCAUAGGGUGCCCCCUUCACCAGCAGGUGCAUUUCAACACGUUUGACUUCCUCCCUCCAUAGGCCCAGAGGGGGCUGAAGUCUACUUAACCACACCCCAUAGAGCACUGAGCAUCCCAUCCUCCUUCUCCUUUCCCCUCUGUUCUCUCUCCUUCCAUCCCCAUCCCCAUCCCCCCAUCCAUCCAUCCAUGCAGAGCACUAGACUGUGGUGUCUGCAUUGGCACUGGCCUCUGACCUGAGGCAGGGCACCUCAUGCCCACAUGCCUCUUCCUUCCCAGGCAGCAAGAAAUAGUCCGGCCGUUGCUGGGGAAAUGGAUGAGUCACUCCUACAAGAAUUGUAGGAGCAAGGAGCAGCUGGGUAUAUAAGCGAAUACACACACAAUAUAAAUGUACCUUUCUGUAACAUGGUUGUGAUGACAAUGCUAUGAUGUCAUUAUGUGUUAUUAGGGUUUGUAUUUUUUCUUAUCUUUUAACACAUUGUAAAUGUUUUACACCAUUUUUCUCAUCAUGGUUAUAAUUAGCAAAUUAUAAAAUUUUAUAGGGGCCAUUUAAAGUUGAGCUAGUCUUCCUGGGCUAAAUUAGUUAAGCUUCAAUUUUGGGCUGUCUUCAAUCUGUAUCGCUGAAGCGUUACAGAUUGUGCAGUAGAAAUGUAAAGGUAAUUUCCAAUUGAGCUGACAUACGCAGUGUUUACCAAGAAUGCAGUCUCCACUAACGCGGGAACAUUACCUUUAAAUUUCUAUCAUGCUGUAACACUGAAGUUCCGCAAUACGGAUUGAAUAGAGCCCUAAGGCUAAUAUUCUAUCCAAUUAUACUAGUUAUAAUUUAGCUUUAAUUAACAAGCACUGUAUUGCCUAAUGUCAUAGUUAUUCACACACACUCAAACAUGCUUACCGCUGAGGUAUAACCCUAGACUAUGUUGCGUAAAUAUGCUGGCUCACACUAACUUGGGAGCUCUAUAAUUCAUAAGCAUCAUUGCCUUUGUAAAUAUUUAAAGGCUUAUGAAUCCAACAUUUCACAUAUCGUGAUAUACCCAUGUAUAAAUUGACAAAUGACCUAGCGGGAUAACUAAAAUAUAGUCAGACUUCAGUGGGUGUUUCUAUAUGUUGUUGCCAUGGUAACACCCUCCAUAGAUCACCUCACUUUUGUGGUGUUCUCUGGCUCUGGGUCGUCGUCAGACGCUAAGCAUCCCAGCUCUCUUCCUCUGCGGAGUGUUGCAUUUCCCAACGAGGCUACGCUGCAUGUUUGUUUAUUCGGAGAUAUGAGAAUCCUACUUGACUUCAAUGCUGCCCGGACAUCUUAUGCACUCCCUUCCCUCCUGAUUCACAGCGGCUCCCCUAACCCGGUGGCUUGUUUGUGUUUGUCUCUGCAGACUCCCAGGAAAUGUCCAUCCUUCCUCGGCCCCCAGGAAUAUAUAGUCUCAUUAAAGCAGACUUCCUAUAUCCUGAGUCAGCAGUGACAGUAUGGGUGACUAGGGACUAAGGACUGUGACUUUAUAAAAGCACCCACAGGGAACCCAUAAAGACUACAUGGGGGCUAGGAGGGAUAUUAUGGAGGAAGUGGGACUCGAGAGGUGACGGUAACAGACAUCAUAUUUAUGACUUCAACAAAUAAUACCAUAUCUUAUCCAAGGUUACUUGUAGUUGACUUUAUUUGGAAUGUGCUGUGACUCAUGACACACAAAGGACAUAGAAAGUGAAACCACACUAUGAAAAGAGCAACAUCCUUCUGGAGUUCUGUACGUCUUGUUUUGAAAUGGAUUUCUGACAGCGAUUCACACAUUCAUUGCAAUGAAUGAAUGGAUAUUUAUCGACUUCGUUGACUCUGAACAAUUGGAUUCUACUUUUCUGUGCAUCCAGUUGCAGUGUUGUAUGUUCUGAUACCUCCCUGUAGGUGUCAGGGUUACCGCUAUGAAAUACUGAUUAACAGAAAGUCUAUUGGCUACAGUCACUGUAUUAGUUCAAUUCAUUCACAAAAGCAUUCUUUAACAAUUACUUCAUACAGAAUACUGCACAGAGUCACAUCACUGCAACUGUUUUAAAUGAAAUUUCUAGGGGUGGGGAAAUACUUAUUGUCUUGACUUUCCAUAAAUGUAUGACCUACUUAGAAAACAUAUCUUGUUUAAAAAAGGAAAUGUAACAUUUUCAUGAUUGCAGUGUACAGUAUAAACACUAUGAGGGUUAUUGACACAAUUUAUAUUUUGAACCUGAUAUUUGAGGUUCAUUAUUAUUUUGUUCCCGUGCUAAAUUAACCAAAACACACACACACACACACACACACACACACACACACACACACACACACACACACACACAAACAAACAAACAAACAAACAAACACAGACACACAUUGUGGAACGUGGCUUGCAUUACAGGAGCCAGGAUUCAAUACUUGAAUCUUAUAAGGAUAAUGACUGUGUACACAUCAGUAAAUUAGACCAGCUCUGUUGUUCAUAAUGCUCCUCAUUACCAGUAGUCCCAACAUUCAAGCCAUGUGUGCAUGCUCAUUGCAAAGACAUCUUAAUAUGGAAAACACUUCAAUGCAGCUGGUGAGAGACCACAUGACAUUUCAACCAUGAUCAUUUUCUUGUGUUCUCAAUUUCUAUUGUGAUAUUUUGAUUUAGUAUAAACUUACCUAGCUUGUUUGCAUGUAUUGUACCACUUCCAUCCCAACAUUCUGUUACUCGACAACUCUGCAAGCUGCGUUACAGUAAGGGAUAAAUAACGUAAUAUUCAUGGUCUUAUUUUAUGGAAUAUUGAUUGGAUGAUUAAUUACUUUGUUCAUGAACAAAGAUGUAGAACUAAUGUUUACUCGUAUGAGGAAUGUUUUUUGUAAACUUUUUAUCGAUCGUGUACAUUUUUCAAAUGUUUUAGUAAUUCAGUCAGUGCAGAAACAUUGCUGUUAAAGUCGAUGUCUUUUUUAUUUUACACACUCUUGCAAGCGAACAGAAAAACUUAGCAGUAAACAUGUUUUUACCUGCAUAAUAAAACAAUCUAUAUUGUCUGUUAACCUCAUGAUUUACCAUCCUGUAUAAUUAAAUUAAAUUGAUAAGAAUGUGAAAAUGAUGGGCUGUCCUGUCAGGUUAUUAUUUUGUAUUUAUUUAUUUUAUUUCACCUUUAUUUCACCAGGUAAGCCAGUUGAGAACAAGUUCUCAUUUACAACUGCGACCUGGCCAAGAUAAAGCAAAGCAGUGCGAUAAAAACAACAACACAGAGUUACAUAUGGGGUAAAACAAAACAUAAAGUCAAAAAUACAACAGAAAAUAGAAAAUAUAUAUACAGUGUGUGCAGUUCGUUCCAGUCAUUGGCAGCAGAGAACUGGAAGGAAUGGCAGCCAAAGGAGGUGUUGGCUUUGGGGAUGACCAGUGAGAUAUACCUGCUGGAGCGCAUACUAUGGGUGGGUGUUGCUAUGGUGACCAAUGAGCUAAGAUAAGGCGGGGAUUUGCCUAGCAGUGAUUUAUAGAUGGCCUGGAGCCAGUGGGUUUGGUGACGAAUAUGUAGUGAGGACCAGCCAACAAGAGCGUACAGGUCACAGUGGUGGGUAGUAUAUGGGGCUUUGGUGACAAAACGGAUGGCUCUGUGAUAGACUACAUCCAAUUUGCUGAGUAGAGUGUUGGAGGCUAUUUUGUAAAUGACAUCGCCGAAGUCAAGGAUCGGUAGGAUAGUCAGUUUUACGAGGGCAUGUUUGGCAGCAUGAGUGAAGGAGGCUUUGUUGCGAAAUAGGAGGCCGAUUCUGGAUUUAACUUUGGAUUGGAGAUGAUUAAUGUGAGUCUGGAAGGAGAGUUUACAGUCUAACCAGACACCUAGGUAUUUGUAGUUGUCCACAUACUCUAGGUCAGACCCGUCCAGAGUAGUGAUUCUAGUCGGGUGGGCGGGUGCCAGCAGCGUUCGAUUGAAGAGCAUGCAUUUAGUUUUACUUGUGUUUAAGAGCAGUUGGAGGCUAUGGAAGGAGUGUUGUAUGGCAUUGAAGCUCGUUUGGAGGUUUGUUAACACAGUGUCCAAUGAAGGGCCAGAUGUAUACAAAAUGGUGUCGUCUGUGUAGAGGUGGAUCUGAGAAUCACCAGCAACAAGAGCGACAUCAUUGAUAUACACAGAGAAAAGAGUCGGCCCAAGAAUUGAACCCUGUGGAACCCCCAUAGAGACUGCCAGAGGUCCAGACAACAGGCCCUCCGAUUUGACACAUUGAACUUUAUCUGAGAAGUAGUUGGUGAACCAGGUGAGGCAAUCAUUUGAGAAACCAAGGCUAUUUAGUCUGCCAAUAAGAAUGCGGUGGUUGACAGAUUCGAAAGCCUUGGCCAGGUCGAUGAAGACGGCUGCGCAGUACUGUCUAUUAUCAAUCGUGGUUAUAAUAUCGUUUAGGACCUUGAGCGUGGCUGAGGUGCAUCCAUGACCAGCUCGGAAACCGGAUUGCAUAGCGGAGAAGGUACGGUGUGAUUCGAAAUGGUUGGUGAUCUGUUUGUUAACUUGGCUUUCGAAAACUUUCGAAAGGCAGGGCAGGAUGGAUAUAGGUCUGUAACAGUUUGGAUCUAGAGUGUCACCCCCUUUGAAGAGGGGGAUGACCGCGGCAGCUUUCCAAUCUCUGGGGAUCUCAGACGUUACGAAAGGCUAGUAAUAGGGGUUGUGACAAUUUCGGUGGCUAAUUUUAGAAAGAAAGGGUCCAGAUUGUCUAGCCCAGAUGAUUUGUAGGGGUCCAGAUUUUGCAGCUCUUUCAGAACAUCAGAUGUCUGAAUUUGUGUGAAGGAGAAGCGGGGGGUGGAGCAUGGGCAAUUUGCAGCGGAGGGUGCAGAGCUGGUCGCCGGGGUAGUGGUAGCCAGGUGGAAAGCAUGGCCAGCAGUAGAAAAAUGCUUGUUGACAUUCUCGAUUAUUGUAGAUUUAUCGGUGGUGACAGUGUUUCCUAGCCUCAGUGCAGUGGGCAGCUGGGAGGAGGUGCUCUUAUUCUCCAUGGACUUUACAGUGUUCCACAUUUUUUUGGAGUUAGUGCUACAGGUUGCAAAUUUCUGUUUGAAAAAGCUAGCCUUUGCUUUCCUAACUGCUUGUGUAUAUUGGUUCCUAACUUCCCUGAAAAGUUGCAUAUCGCGGGGGCUAUUUGAUGCUAAUGCCAUUCUUCAAUUGAAUGUGAAUGAAUGAUAUUAUACUAUCACAAAUCUGUCAAUGUCAUGCUCAUAUUGGGUUGAAUCCGCAGUGGACUAAUUUCAUCCUUUGAACAAAUGUUUUUCCCCCAACUCAUAGUGAUGGGUUACUCAUCGGAAUUUAAAUAGAGGACUUUCUCUUGUUCUUUCAGAAUUAG
Messenger RNA from Coregonus sp. 'balchen', 27113 nucleotides. NCBI's taxonomy places the organism in Eukaryota, Metazoa, Chordata, Actinopteri, Salmoniformes, Salmonidae. The record is from the annotation of a GenBank genome assembly.